AGCAUAUCCUACCCGCCGCCGUCGCAUUUGUCGGUUUCCAAAAUAUAACUUUCAUCGACCGCCGGUUCCUGACAAUUUCGGGAAAAUGCCGAGCAAGAAUAACAAGCGGAAGAGACCGGAGCGGCCAACGAUUCACCCGCAAAACAAGUACGCCGACAGUCAUCCGGACUUCGCUCUCCUGGCGUCUCUCUACCCUUCUUUCGAGCCUUUCGUUUUCUACUCACGCGACGGUCACCCUAGAAUCGACUGGACCGACUUCAACGCCACUAGGGAGCUUACCCGUGUCUUGCUCCUCCACGACCACAGCCUCAAUUGGUGGAUCCCUGAUGGGCAGCUAUGCCCCACUGUGCCCAACAGAUCAAACUACAUUCAUUGGAUUGAAGAUCUUCUGUCUUCUGAGAUCAUUCCAAAAAAUCAGACUCUUGGAGAUUUAGUUAGAGGGUUUGAUAUAGGCACUGGAGCAAACUGCAUUUACCCACUGCUUGGCUCCUCCCUUCUGGGAUGGAGUUUCGUCGGUUCAGAUAUUACUGAUGUUGCAUUAGAGUGGGCAGAGAGAAACGUCAACAAAAAUCCACACGUGUCUCAACUCAUUGAGAUUAGAAAGCUGCCUGCUAAAGAGUUGUCUGAUGCUCUUGCAGUAGAUCAUGAAAGCAGUGAGGUUGCAGGUGGCUGUUAUUGUGGGCCGCCUAUACUUCUUGGGGUAGUCAGAGAGGGUGAGAAGUUUGAUUUCUGCAUGUGCAAUCCUCCUUUCUUUGAGAGCACUGAGGAAGCAGGACUUAAUCCAAAAACUUCUUGCGGAGGUACUCCUGAGGAGAUGGUCUGCCCUGGUGGAGAACAAGCUUUCAUUACUCGUAUGAUUGAAGAUAGUGUUGUCUUGAAGGAAUCGUUUAGGUGGUACACUUCAAUGAUUGGCAGGAAAAUAAACCUCAAGUUCCUAACUUCAAAGCUGCGGGAUGUUGGAGUGACCAUAGUGAAGACUACCGAGUUUGUACAAGGCCAAACGUGUAGAUGGGGAUUGGCUUGGUCUUUUCUGCCACCAACUAAGAAGAUAUUACCGCCUGCUGCAGUCCAAAGAACCAAUAUUAGCUUCAUGCUUGAGAGGGUUGAUCGCCAAUUCAGUGCCAUGCAUAUAUUACAAUCAAUCGAGCCGUUAUUUCAGACCAACGGUGCAUCCUGUAAAUUGAAUGCCUCGUCAUUUACUGUUGAUGUAAGAACUGAAUCUCUCAGUUUAACCGAUGUAGUAAUCUGUUUUAGUGUUUGUAAUGUUUCUGGGGACUUACUUGCAGUACACUCUAAUUUACUAGAUCACUGCACCAAGGCUUCACUGUGAAGACCUCAUGAAGUAUGAUGCAAAAUGCAUUGAAAAACCGAUGGAGAGCAAACCGGUGGAGAAGGCUUCAGACAAUAUGAGUUUUCAAAUUUCAAUUUUCCAGCAGCAGCCAGGCACCUUGUUGGUGAAAGCAUCACUACAAAACAAAGAUUGUCCAUUUUCAGGAAUGUUCUCUUCGGUGAUCCAUAAGUUGGAGGAAAUUAUGAGGCAGAGAUUCUGUAAAGCAAGGGACUUACCUAGAUGAAGGACGCCCUUGGAGUUUCAAUUGAAGAGCAGCAUGCUGAUAUGUUCAUUAAGAUAAGGUGAGAGGUGAUAAGCAGCCAUCUUAAUCAAGUUUGAAAUGUCCAUAGAAGUGGAUUUCCCAUAAGAAUUCCCAUUGUAUCAAUAGGUCGGUCUCAUGGGUUUUAUGUUGCUCAUAGAUACCUGGCUGUAAACUUCAGGAGUUUGGUUUAUCAGUUACCACUUACCAGAUUAAAAUGAAUGUUCAGUGUAGCCAAGUAACCUUUUAGAAUAUAUUUUUUUCCUCCGAUUGAGAAAAAUGAUUCUGUUUUUGUGCGGCUAAGAAGGACAUCAAAAUUAUCAAUCGAUGGGAUGUCAAUUGUCUGCACCAAUCAUGAGAUGCCGAGUGGCCUAGUGCUGUCUCAUCCUUCCCGGUUGGAGCAAAUCCAAAGCUGUAAUCUGUACAUGAGUACAAUUGUCUUCUUUUUUUCAUAUUAUUUGGAAGUGGG
Messenger RNA from Linum tenue, 2058 nucleotides. The record is from the annotation of a GenBank genome assembly. Lineage: Eukaryota; Viridiplantae; Streptophyta; Magnoliopsida; Malpighiales; Linaceae.